CCGAUAGCUUGCGACUACAUUUUACUGCGCCAGUGGAUUUAAUAGGUCCAUCACUAUUAAAAAGGAAAAUUUCAAACAGGGAAGGAAGGACGCCAGUGAAGUUGUGUUUACAAAAAAGCGGUAAGAACAAAGAAGUUGUGCAAAUAUAUUCGGGUAAAACACGUGCAAAUAAGAAAAAUGGUUUUAACAAAAAUACCCAUUGCUCCUCAAUGGCAUUUAAGUAACGGUUGUGUGUGUACGCCAGAUGGUGGUUUCCUUUAUGUAGGCUGCCGCAGUAUCAACUAUGUCGGACCGUUACAACAAAGUUGCGACAAUAUUAAUGCGAAUCCUCCAGUUAUUAAAGUGUUUCAUACCCGGCAAAAUAUAGCUAGUAUAGACGUGGAUCCAGGAUGGCCUCUGCAGGAUACUGUCGAAGAAAAUGUAAAUCCUGAAAAUAAAGCUGGAAGUUCAAACACGCCCAUAGGCUUUGGGAAUCGAAAAUACUUUGCUGCAUUGGCACAGGACAAUUCCGUACAGAUAUGGGAUUUUGACCGUGGUUGUGCAGUGAGUGGUCAUAAGGCACAUUAUAGCUCAGCUUUAUACAUGGAUGGUAAUGGACCAUCUCCUCAGGGUGAUCAUGUGCUUUUGAGUUACAUGCGAAACCGUAAUGUGCUUUCAAUAAACUCCCAUGAUAUAUUGGUGUAUUGUGUGGCGUCAAAUACCUAUUGCCGACGACAGAUGUUCAUUUCAACAAGAAAUCAGGCGUUAACGGUGUUACGUUGCUCACCAUACAACGAACAUAUUUUUGCAGUAGGUACAAAUCGUGGCUUGGUUGUAAUUGGGGAUUUACAAAGCAUGAGUACAUUGUAUAUGUUGCGUGGACAUGAGAGUCCGAUAACGUCAUUGUCUUGGUGCCCCCAAGAAGCUGAUCCAUUAAAUCGGCCAAUUGAUGUUGCUAAGGAAACUGGUGAGCAAAAUCGUACAGCACCUCAGAUCAUGAGCAAAGGGCAAAAGCAAUCAGGCCUUGAACCGCAAACCAACUCAAAAGCACAAAGUAAUAGCAAAAAGUCUGCGAUUCCCCCCUCAAAUGAUGAUAUAUUCGACAUUUAUGAUUACGAUUAUUUGGAAAAUGAGUUUGGCGCACCAACCACGGCAGAAUCGGAAGUUAACAAAUCGGUUGAGGAAUGUGUUAUCGAUAAAUCUCUGGAACGUGGACCGACAACAAAUUUUGACUUUGCUGAGGCAUGCCAAAGUCUCAAAGAAGAAAUUGUCGCUUUGAAAAAUGAGGAGGAGAGCGAAAGAGACGGUUGCAAUGAAAUGACUGAUGUUACCCUCGCUGAUUGUCAAAAUGCUGCGGGUACAAUUGAUUAUUCUUCAAGUUGUGGGGAUAGUCGGGAGUCUUCGGAAGGUAGUUUGGUCAUUGCUGAUAGAUGCUCUUCUGAUGAUGAGAUUUGCGUUGACGGCAGCGAAAUAAAACUAAAACAACAAAUAUUGCAUCAGGCUGAAGUUCAUGCAGAGCAGUUUAAUGAACUAGAAAACAAAGAUAUAGAACAUACCGAUAUGCCAAUAAACACAGUAAAAGUCGGUACUGAUGGUACUAUAGAAAAUGACGAAAAACAAACAGUUAAUUCUGAGAGUUCAUCAGAACAACCUUCCGUUGACGGUGUGGCUACUCAAAAUAAUUCACCAAUUUCGAAAAAUGGAACGGACAAUCCAAUUUUUUUGGUAUCCGCCAGUCUUGAUGCAUAUUUUUGGAUUUGGAAUACGAAUACUGGCGCAAGCUGUGAUAGGGUUCGACCAAAAGAUGUAGGGAAAAAUCACUGUGAUCGUUUGCGGCCAAAGGAUAAGAAACUUCCCAAAAAUUUAAACUUACACGUUGAUUGGCUAAGCUCAACACAAUUUAUUUCCACAAAUAAAAAUGGUGAUCUAUCGCUUUGGUCAAUGAUAGAAGAUAACUUGUCGGAUCCAACAAAACCACAACACCAACGUUAUAAGUUUAAAGAAGAUGUGCAAAAGAAAUUCCAACAACGUAGCGUUAUGUCCUUUUCCAUUUCGCAAAAACACAAAUUAUUGUGGUGCUUGUCAUCAUUACGUGAAAUUUGUUGCGAAAAUUUAUUUUCUGAAAAAUUAAUACUCAAAUACUGUUGUUCUUCUACAAAUGUUUCUGCGAUGCGUGAGUGUCCGGAUGAUAUGAAUAAGAUUGCUCUUGGUUUUUCUGAUCGUCGUGUCGGCAUCAUUGACAUCUCAAAAAUGUCUGCAACCAAUGUGUCUAUUCAAAAUUAUGUGCACCGUGUCGAGGCAUCUGUACUCUCUCUUGUUUGGAGCCCGGAUAGUAAGAGACUGGCAUUUGGUACAUUAGAGGGUAGAGUUGGCGUCGUUAAUGUGGAUUCAGGCAAACCAAUUGACGUUUUCAAUCCCUUCUGUGGCAAGCCAAUUUAUUCAAUUGACUGGCAGUACAAUCAUUUAUUUGUUGUUUGCAAUGACAUGCUAGCCAUUUACGAUACAAAUGCGGAUUUAAAAGGGGUUCGACUCAAACCUUUGGAAAUAUAUAAACCAUAUGAUGCUCACAUCGUACGUGAGGCACAAAACGUUUCGUCGGUAUCGGUGCGCGGUGGCGUAUUGUACGUUGGCACCCAAAAUGGACACGUACAAGUGUACCAUCGCAGUCCCAAUUCACCGUAUUCCUACAUUAAAAAGCAGGAUGUACCGUUGGCGACUCGCUAUAUCACCGAAAUCGCUUGGAGUCCCAUUGCUAGCGAUCAUGUCGCCGUAGUGGCGAAUUCUAAUACCAUUCACAUACUAAAGGCGAGCAAUGGCGAUGGUCUACUCACGCUCGUGCAGACCAUCACGAUGAAACCUCGUAAAGCUGCCAAUGCCUGGGUCAAAUGGAGCAAUCAUAAUGCAAAUGAAUUUCUUACUUGUGGCUUUGAUGGUUGUGUCCGUGUUUGGGAUUUGAAAUCUACAAAUACAAAUGAGGAGAAAUUUCUUAAACAAUUUCCCUGCCCAAUGACUUGUGGUCUCUUCCUGCCUACGGAUGAACAGAUUGUGAUGUGCGCUGGCAAGUCGACUUCAUUGGAAAUGUUCGAUAUGCGCUUGGAGCAGACAACGAUGUAUAAGGCAGGAAAAUAUACUCAUUUCAAUUCACACCCCUUGGAUGAGGUGAAGUGGGCGUCGAAAAUUCCUGCACGUAUUGAGGCCAAACCACUGACGGCAGCUGAAAAACGUCGCGCCAAGCGAGCCAUAAUUGGUGGUACUGAGAUACAGGCUGCGAAUGGCGAUGCAGGGAUUGCUGAGAAUGGCGCCGAAGUUGUGGAAAAGCUGGGUGCAUUGAAGUUGAGCGAUAAUGACACAGUUGGGGUGAAGAAGGAGGAAGAAAAUCAAGUGCCAACAGAGCAGCAAGUAGCUAAGGCUAAUGACGCCAAAACACUGACUGCCAUUUCGGUCUUUUUGAAGAAUCCGACAACUUUAUUGAAUUUAACUACUAAAGAACUGAACAAAGAUGUUUUGGAGAAAUUGAAUAUGGUAUUAAAUAACACGGGAAGUAAAACCUUACUUUGCCCCAAAUUAUUUGGCUCAAAAUCAGACGCACAACAGCUGUUGGCAGAGGAAUUAAAAAAUCACAGGAGUUCUAAAAACAUUGGUAUAUCGAGCUUAUUUAUGACACAAUUGAACUUUACAAUCAGAGAGGAGAUACAGAAUUGUAUACAGAAUAAACAAUUAUGCGAAUGGCACGUGGCUGUCGCACCAACCAUAUCAUUCAGUUUUUGGCAGAAAUGCUGUCAGGCCUUUGCUGAUCAACUGCUGGAACAGGGUUUCGCGCUGCAAGCAGCUACAUAUAUCAUAGCAAUGCAUCGACACGUGGAAGCCAUUGAAAUGCUUAUGUCAAAACACUACUAUAAGGAAGCGCUACUAAUCGGACGCAUACAUUUGCAAAGUGAUGAUCCAUUGCUGGCCACAAUCAGCGAUAGAUGGAUAACACAUUUGGAUAUGAAUGGCAAUUUGACUGGCUCCGCGUUGCUUUGUGUACUUUUCGGACAAAUCAAUCGUGCUCAUGACACACUGGCCAAGGUGCGUAAUGUUCAUCCUGAAAUUGAACGUGUACUCGAAAAGAUCAAAAGCAGACAAGAUUUUAAAAAAUAAAAUUGGGAAGUUUAUCAGUGAAGUAGUUCCAUGGAAACAUACAUAUGAAAGAAACUUAUUUAGACUUAGAUUAGGACAUUUUUCUACAAUAGAAUGCAUUAAAAGUACAAACCAUACACACGAACACAUAUUGAAGUUUAGAAGUGAUUGAUUAUAAGUUUUGCUUGAAUGGCAUUGUUAUUCCUUUACUUUCUACACAUAUAAAUAUAUACAUUUAUAUUGUAAUGAAGUAAAACGUUUCGUGUUUAAGUUUGUUGUAACAAAAUAGACUAUCGUUUAUCAAUUAAUUUUUAUACAAAUGAAUUUCUAAGUAUUGGAUUUUGAAGUUUGAAAAAGAAAUAAAUAAAAAUAAAGUAUUGAAUGAAAUACCUAUUUAAGGUGACGGCCAAAUUAACUGCCAAUUGCACUUUCACAAAAA
Molecule: messenger RNA, 4537 nt
Organism: Ceratitis capitata (Mediterranean fruit fly)
Lineage: Eukaryota; Metazoa; Arthropoda; Insecta; Diptera; Tephritidae
Product: protein rigor mortis
Exons: 11
Coding region: 178-4119 (1313 amino acids)
Molecular function (GO): protein binding
Source: RefSeq, a predicted model, not a curated record